Symbiodinium sp. CCMP2456 is the source of this 1059-nucleotide messenger RNA. The record is from the annotation of a GenBank genome assembly. Lineage: Eukaryota; Dinophyceae; Suessiales; Symbiodiniaceae.
AUGGCGAAGACUAUUCCUUGCACUGUCUAUGCGCUGACAAAGACGAAUGCUAUGUUCGCAGGUCUGAAGCACUGUGCCACAGCCAAAUAUGGCACCACGGGCUUCAGUGUCUAUACGCUCCUCAAUCUGAUGGAGUCCUGCUCACUCGACCUGAGCGAGUUCAAGAAGCAGGUCAAACUCCACAUUCCCAGCCUGAGCGACGAGGAGACAGUCUUCCCGUAUAAGAGACUGGAGAAUGUGGCCAGGCGAGUUGGGCGACAGAGCCUGAACAGGAUCGAGAAACUGAUAGGCAAGUACCACAACGCUGACAUCUACCCGGCUUCGUGGUGGAGAGACCCGAAGACCCUGUUGCAAGGGCCUCGCCACAAGAAAGGCCAACAGUGCAUGAGUUCAGCGACUGAACAGGAACUCUUUGUCGCGAGAGUCCUGAGAGAGGCUGAACUUGCCUUCCAAGUGAUCCUUUCAGAGCCUGAGAAGGCGUCGCCACUUGCAAUCCGCAAGGCCUGGGACAAGGUGGAUAUCCCUGUGGCUCGACGCACACUGCUGAGAGAGUCGGCUGGCAAGUUUCACAAGCUCUUCGAACGGAGUUCUGGUUUGCAGUGGUCGCCUGCGGAGACUGAACACCUUGUCGAAGCCUUUGCCAAUGGCUCCGAGCCUGAAGUGGGCCCACCCGAGAAAUGGGUCGUCGUGCGACAGUUGGUCAAAAAGCGCAAGCACGAGCAGCAGGCAAGUGAGCUAGCCAGCCUGAAGGUCCAGCGGGAAGCUCUUGAGGCAAAGCUCACAGAGUCACAGGAGAACAGCAUGCAGCAAGCAGCUACGCACCUGGCCAUGCUGAAGACCGUCCUGAUGGAGACUUGGGAGCAAACCAAAGAGCAGACGGGGGUGCUCGUCCAAGAGGCCUUGCAGAAGCUGUCCCAGUCAACGCAGCGCUUGCAGAACAGCAUCCAGUCUGAGGUGGAUGGCCGGUACUCUGUGAUGGAGAUCAGGAAAACGGCGACUGACCUGCCAGCACAAUGGCAGAAACUCAUUCGCGACACCAGCUCCAAAGUCAUGAUGUUC